GGAGCGGCUUCGCCUCAGCCGGCCGCCGGGGCUGAGAAGCAGUCGCAGGACUUUGCCGCUCACGGCCGCCGCCGCCUGUUUUGUGGAGGUCUCAGGGCCCAGUGGAAGUCCACCAUGAGCGCCGCCGCUGAAGAGGAGGAGUCCUCCGUCGCCCCGAGACGCGCCUCGUCGCCUUCAAGCGGCGACUGGGCGGCAGAGGAGGAAGACCGUAACGGACAGCCCCGGAGGAGGGCUGAGGGGGCGGCGGAAGCGGCGGCAGCAGAGGAGAGCGAGGCUCGGCAGUUCGCCCUCCGCCUGGCCCUUGAGGCGGGGGCGGAGGUGCAGGAAGUGGAAGAAAGCAUAGAAGAGAUGUUAAUAAGACUGGAUGAGUUCUGCGGCAUGACUGAUAUGAUUAGAAGCGACACAUCCCAGCUCCUGGAUGAGGCCGUUCCACUCAUUAAAGCCAAGAUGAUAGAAAUGAAUAAUAUCUAUAUGAAGGUGGAUAAACUAGAGGCAUUUGUUAAAAUGGUUGGACAGCAUGUUUCUUUCCUAGAAGAACAAGUACUCCAAGCAGAGAAGGCUCACGCUGUCAUCCCCUACACUGUCCGAAAGCUAUUUGGAUCUGCUGCUAUCCCUUUAUUUAACAAAAAAUGCACCUCGUCUCCACAGCACACUUACAGCCUGCCAGAGCUCUACAGAACGGAAGACUAUUUUCCUAUCAAGUACAUAGGUAGCAAAUAUCAAAACCACUAGGUCCUGCAUUUAAGUUAUCGAUAGUUUAGCCAAAUCAGUCGAAAGAUAUGUGUAGUGCUAUACAAAGUAAAAAAAACUGGAAGAAUGGCAGCAUUUCUACCAUGUACUGACUUUGAUGAAUAGUUCUCAGCCAGGAGAACUAAAUUAGUAUGCUUGCCUGUCAAAAAACACAACAUUCCAAUGAAAAGUCCUAGUUUUGAACCACUGAUGUUCUCCUGCAUUCGGACUUCAUGCCUGGGACAAACCAUAUUUAUUGUCAUACUUGCCGGUUCUCUCCCUCCUCCUGUUGGGGAGUACUACUGACUUCUUGAUUUUAGCACUGUUAAGCUUAACUCAAAUUUAUAUUUAGUGUAAUGUCCAAGUGUAGGAGCCUGGACGACUUGGUAUGCAUUUCCUUUCCACAAACGGGGAGCAGAAUCCUGGUUUGUGAGGAAGAAGCAAAGUACAGAUUGUGCAGGUACCGACAUUGGGAUGUCACGUUGCUAGCUCUUUGCUUUUGGUUCUGUUUUGACACUUGAGACAUGUUUGCACAUAUAAGCAUCAAGAGAUGGCAUAUUUGAGAUGUCUCGGUUUGAUGAACCUUACUUUAAAUACUUCUCUGAUUGCACUGAACAAGCUAUUUUCUCACUUUAGAUACAACUAAAACUACCAUUUAUACAAAGAAUGUCUCAGUUAUGUUUUUGAAUGUAUGCAGUGCAGUGCCAAAAUUCCAUUUUGAAAGCAGCUCUCGCAAGUGCUGUACAGACAACCCAUCCACACACUGACUGGAUAUGCAGGAAGGGAAAGUGGGCACAAGCACACUGGCCCCACCUCACAAUUGCCACGUUGUCUGUGCAGUGUAAAUGCACAGAAUAAGUGGCCACAUAUGCAUUCUGUCCCCAUGAUCACAGGGAGGAAGUGCAUGUAAAGACACCACCUCUGUUCCUCUGUUUGUACUGCACAGAUGACUGUGCAAUGGGUGUGUGCGUGUGUGUGAUUGUGGCCUCUCAGCACAGUCAGUCAACAUGGGGGUGGGUUGUCUGCAUAGGGCUGAAGUGACAUAUUUGAAUUCAAACAUAAACAAGAGUCCAUUUUUUUUCACCCAUGUCACAGGUAUUCAGAAUUCCUAUAUAAUAUAGUUUGAAUGGUACAAAUAAAAUUCUGGAAAAUGUGUUCAGCUUUUUGUUGCAUCAGCAUGCCAUCGAUAUGAUGUUAAAAUGCAUAAUUUAUACAAAGGAACUGCUACUACACCAUCCCCAGAUAUCACUCCUCUUUUUGACAGGUUUGUCCAAAUUUCAGUCAUAAAGGUGUAAGUAUAACUAAUACAGUGUAUGCAAACCAUCAACACCAGAGUCUGCCAUAUCAAACAUUAAGGCACACACAUAUAGCUAGCAUUAUUUAUUCCU
This is a messenger RNA of Gekko japonicus, 2117 nucleotides long. It is a transcript of the gene BCAS4, whose product is annotated as breast carcinoma amplified sequence 4. The record is from RefSeq and is a predicted model, not a curated record. The transcript has 5 exons. Gene Ontology annotation, cellular component: BLOC-1 complex. Bases 115 to 732 code for a protein of 205 amino acids. NCBI's taxonomy places the organism in Eukaryota, Metazoa, Chordata, Lepidosauria, Squamata, Gekkonidae.